Labrus bergylta (ballan wrasse) is the source of this 2059-nucleotide messenger RNA. RefSeq names its product NIMA-related kinase 6 (gene nek6). Gene Ontology annotation, molecular function: protein serine/threonine kinase activity; ATP binding. Gene Ontology annotation, biological process: peptidyl-serine phosphorylation; chromosome segregation; regulation of mitotic metaphase/anaphase transition. The record is from RefSeq and is a predicted model, not a curated record. Gene Ontology annotation, cellular component: cytosol. Lineage: Eukaryota; Metazoa; Chordata; Actinopteri; Labriformes; Labridae.
UCCAACCAACACUUGUGGCAGCCUCACCACAACUUCACUCUGCAGAGGUUUCACUCUUUGAAGUAUCCCUCCUCUCAUUCAGCCCGCGUGGCAGCAAACCACAGACAGAGAGAGAGAGAGAGAGAGAGAGAGAGAGAGAGAGAAAGAGAGAGAGGGGGGUGACACUGGGGGAGGAAGGGGCUCUGUGCGUCGCUGUGUGGAGUUGCUCAACAACAGGGAUCGAUGUAACUCGCGGAAACUGAUCCCCUUUCAAAACAGUUGCAGGACGUUAUUGACUCCUCUGCAGUGGUCUCCGGUUGUGAUGCCAUGAUGGAGGCUCAGAACAACAACCAGCCGACGUUAGACAACCUGAACAACCUCUACAAGCUGGCUGCUCAGGACGACCAGAAGAACAUGUCCGGCCGUAAGUUCUGCUGCUCGAUGUCGAACUUUCAGAUUGAGAAGAAGAUCGGCCGGGGUCAGUUCAGUGAGGUGUAUAAAGCCACGUACCUGCUGGAGGGUCAGCUGGUCGCUCUCAAGAAAGUCCAGAUCUUUGAGAUGAUGGACGCCAAGGCUCGUCAGGACUGCGUCAAAGAGAUCGACCUGCUCAAGCAGCUGAAUCAUCCCAACGUGAUCAAAUACCUCGACUCCUUCAUUGAAGACAACGAGCUCAACAUUGUCCUGGAGCUCGCCGACGCAGGAGAUCUGUCCCAGAUGAUCAAGUACUUCAAGAAGAAGCGGCGGCUCAUCCCAGAGAGGACGAUCUGGAAGUACUUUGUGCAGCUCUGCAGCGCUCUGGAGCACAUGCACUCACGCAGGGUGAUGCACCGCGAUAUUAAGCCGGCCAACGUGUUCAUCACAGCCACGGGGGAGGUGAAGCUGGGUGAUCUGGGGUUAGGACGAUUCUUCAGCUCCAAAACGACAGCAGCUCACUCCUUAGUGGGGACGCCGUACUACAUGUCGCCCGAGAGGAUCCAUGAGAACGGAUACAACUUUAAGUCCGACAUCUGGUCUCUGGGCUGCCUUCUGUACGAGAUGGCGGCGCUGCAGAGUCCGUUUUAUGGAGACAAGAUGAACCUGCUCUCUCUGUGCCACAAGAUCGAGCAGUGUGAUUACCCUCCGCUGCCAGGCGACCAUUACUCAGAGAAGCUGCGGGAACUGGUGAGCAUGUGCAUCAGCCCGGAUCCAGACCAGCGCCCGGACAUCGUCUUUGUGCUGCAGAUCGCCAAACAGAUGCACAUGUGGACCUCCAGCACCUGAGGGGGCGGACUCUGCUCAGUCUGAGGACCUGAAGCACUGGGAGUCAGAUCUGCCUGGUCUCACCUGGACGGGAGGGGAAACCACGGACAGACUUGACAGACUUGUAGAGUGGACGGCGACACUUCUUUUGUGUCCUGGAUGAUGUGAGGAGGAGAUGGGUGGUGUUACACGUGUUGAAGGUGGAGUUUAUGAAGCCAGAUCUGAUCAUGUGAGAGGAGGUUGGUGAUCUGCAGAGGGUCUUUCUAUCAAAGGUCACAGGGGUCCAUUCCAUGUUUAACCCCUGAGUGAGUGACAGGUGACGAUCUGUAUUCAUCACCCGUCUUAUAAUCACAUCAUACGUCUGCUUCAUAUCGUCAGACAGAGUGCUUCAUGUAGACGACUGGAUGGACCAUUAGAGAACACUUCAGUUAUCAUGUCUGAUUCUUUAAUGCAGCUUUAAUGAUGUUCGCUUUCAGGGAGGAAACUAGCUUUAGAAUAUCUUCAGUAUGUAAGUCAGCAGGUCUGUCAUCACGUUUAACUUGAGGCGUGAUUGAAGCUGAUUCAGAGCGCAGAACAGGAAGUAAACGUAAAAAAACAGAGCAACAUUUGUAUAAUGAUGUUGACACUUAAAACCUAAACUGAGUCGUGAAAGUGGAAUAGUAAAUAAAGAUGACAUAAGGGUGGUAAAAAAGAUUUUGUCACCAUAAAAGAAUCCACUAAUCAAACAGUAAAGGAGCAGUAUGGAACUCUGACACCUAGUGGUUAAAAUGGGUACUGCAGUCCAAAUUCUAAACGUUGUAGAGAGCUGUCCCCCCUCUAGAGUCGAUGUUCACGCAGGUCA